Messenger RNA from Corylus avellana, 2222 nucleotides. NCBI's taxonomy places the organism in Eukaryota, Viridiplantae, Streptophyta, Magnoliopsida, Fagales, Betulaceae. The record is from RefSeq and is a predicted model, not a curated record.
UUGAUUAAUGCGGAGUAGGUUGCAGUCGGAGCUGUUGUCAGAACCGUCGAAGAUGCAGCCGGAGAAAUAUCUGUACGGAUAACAUCUCAUUUGCAAUUAACGUCACUGUUCGAUGCGCUAAACGCUAAAAUCCCAUACAGCUUAUAUAUUGUAUUGUAUAUAGAUGGUGUGGCCAUUUGAAAUUGGAACCCGGUAAAGUUAGUUAUAAUGAUCGUUAGAUGCCUUAGCCGCCUGAAAUCCAUACAGCUAUGUUCUCCAUGGGCUUUCUCAAAGCUCAACCUCUCUUCUUUGUCUACCAGUUCAGGGAUAAGCUCAAAAGGCACUGCUUUUAGAAAGGAACAAAGAGUUAUGUCCCUUUUCAAGCAGUGUUCCACCAUGAAAGAUUUGAAGCAAGUCCAUGCCCAUAUAAUACUAACGGGCUUUAAUCACAACCUCUAUGUUGUUGGCAAGAUAAUCGUGUUUUGUGCGGUUUCGGAGGGCGGAGAUAUGGAUUAUGCGGCUUCGGUUUUCGAUGAAAUUGAAAACCCAGAUGGGUUUCUUUGGAAUACCAUGAUUAGGGGGUUUGGGAAGACUAGUCAGCCAGAGAAGGCUUUUGAGUUCUAUAAGAGAAUGCAAGAGAGAGGAGAGGUGGCAGACAAUUUCACAUUCUCUUUCUUGCUCAAGUUUUGUGGGCAAUUGCGGUCUGUUAUGUUGGGGAAACUGAUACAUUGCGAUACUGUGAAACAUGGCCUGGAAUCUCAUGUCUUUGUGAGGAACACGCUGAUUCAUAUGUAUGGCAUGUUUAAGGAUAUCAAAACUGCACUCCGACUGUUUGAAGAAAUACCCAGUCCAGACUUAGUGACUUGGAAUACUUUCAUUGAUUGUCAUGUCUAUUGUGGGAAGUGCAAGGAAGCACUUGACCUGUUCUUGCGGAUGCUGCAGAGCGGCGUACAGCCUGAUGAGGCUACAUUGGUUGUGACCGUCUCAGCUUGUUCUGAUUUGGGUGCGUUAGAUUUUGGGAGGUGGGUUCAUUCCUGCAUUAAUCAUACUAGCCUAGGCAACAUUGUUUCGAUGUCUAAUUCGCUAAUUGACAUGUAUGCAAAGUGUGGAGCAGUUGAAGAAGCAUAUGAGAUAUUCAAUGAGAUGAAACGGAAGAACAUAGUAUCAUGGAACACAAUGAUUCUAGGUCUUGCAGCACAUGGCCAUACAAACGAGGCAUUGGCAACUUUCACAAAAAUGUUGGAAGAAAAGUUUGAGACACCAAAUGAUGUUACUUUCUUGGGAGUUUUGUCUGCUUGUAGCCAUGGAGGGAUGGUAGAUGAUGGAAGAAGAUAUUUUGAUGUUAUGAGCAAAGACUACCAUAUUCAACCAACAAUAAAGCAUUACGGGUGCAUGGUGGAUAUAUUGGGACGAGCCGGGCUUGUGGAGGAGGCUUACCAGUUGAUAAGAAGCAUGCCAAUGGAAUGCAAUGCCAUUGUGUACAGGACAUUGUUGGCUGCAUGUCGGAUGCAUGGAUAUGUUGAGCUUGGGGAGAAGGUGAGAAGCCAUCUAUUGGAGUUAGAACCAGAUCAUAGCAGUGAUUAUGUUCUCCUCGCAAACAUGUAUGCUAGUGUAGGUAAAUGGAACGAAAUGACAAGAGUGAGAAAAACAAUGCAGGACAGGGGAGUACAGAAACCAGAGCCUGGAAAUAGCUUCAUUGGCAUUCAUUCCCCUAUGAGAUUAAAGAUGGAGAUGGCCGAUGGUUACAAACAUAAGAUUACUGCAUGUACCGCUCGACAAACAUUAGAUUCUUUGUAGUUAGGCAUACAUUCAAGGGGAAAUUGGGUCAUGAGCUCUAUUAAGAAGUGUGCGGAAAGUUAUUUAUAAAAAGCUGAAUAUUUGUUACAAUAGUUCAAUUACAUUACGGUACAAACCAAUUCUAUGGUCCUUUACAAAGGACUAGGCAAAGUAGCUGUCAGCCCAAAAGAAAUGCUAUACAAUCCCACUUUUAUACUCUCAAAUGCAUACUCUUUGAUAUAGCACUAAAAAUCAUCAUUAGAUUUUGAAUUGAUUAUUAUUGAAUUUUGAAUCCAAUGGUAAUUUUAAAUGCCACGUUAGGGGGUUUGCAUUUGAGAGUGUGAGAGUGGGAAUGUGUAUAGCAUUUCUCAUCGCCCAAACAUGAAAUGUUCAGGCUUAGGAAUUUUUCUUUUGUUUCUUGCUCUGCCAUUCUUUUCUAUCUGCAUCUAUCUUUGCUUUCACACUCG